GUCUUUUUGAUGACGUCGAAAGAAAAUAGCAUAACCUGUCGUCAUUCAGUUACUGAUAUAGGUUAUAAUUUUUCGUGUAAUAACUCCGUUGUAAUUGCAAGAUAGUUUAUAUUGAAAAAAUAAAACGUAAACGUAGAUAAAUAAAUAGACAUGCAUUCAGUGUUGACCCGUGGAAAUGCCAUUCUGGCUUAUACUUUAAGCGUAUCGGCCUGUCUAACGUUUUGCUGCUUCCUGUCCACCGUAUUCAUUGACUAUCGAACUCAUGCGAACCUAAAUACGGUUAAAGUUGUUGUGAAAAAUGUGCCAGACUACAGUGCUUCGAGAGAAAAAAAUGACCUCGGGUUCUUAACUUUUGAUUUACAAACAGAUCUCACCCCGCUGUUUAACUGGAACGUCAAGCAAUUGUUCUUAUACUUGACCGCUGAAUAUGAAACAGCAAACAAUAAAAUAAAUCAGGUCGUACUUUGGGAUAAAAUAGUAUUACGUGGCGAUAAUGCAGUUCUUGACUUCAAAAAUACAAAUACUAAGUAUUACUUCUGGGAUGACGGUAUUGGUCUUAGGGGCAACAAGAACGUAACUCUGACAUUGUCGUGGAAUAUUAUACCAAAUGCUGGAUUGCUACCAAGUGUAGCUGCUCUUGGAUCUCACUCUUUUGCUUUUCCAUCCGAAUAUACGACCUCUCGAGUCUGAGGUUGGUUGAGACUCCAAUACUUGGCAAGAUGCCUGAUGCUCAAAUUGAUCAUCUUCACACAGAAAGCAGUCACAGAAAGAGCAUCGAAAUAUUCUGCCGCCGUGAUCCCAUACCCCUCGUUCACACUCCUGACAAACUGCAUCCAUCAACGGACAAGUACAAGCAUGGGAAGUCAGACAUCGUCUACCAUGGCAUACCCAUGCCUCGCAGUGGUCACAUAUUGCUCCCUAAAUUAUAAAAUUUGUUUUGAAUGUAACUGCAAAUCACUGUGGAAAAAUUGUCAAAUUACUCUAGAUAAAAAUUGAAAUUUUACGCACCACCAUACCAAGGCCAGUUGUAAAAACUCCGACAUGUCGAACGACACAAUCUCCAGUCUUCAACAUGCAUUUGACUUUGCCACAUUGAGCACAUAUUGGCAAACGCUGAACACUCUGACAGAAAUAACAAAAUGCCCGACUCUUCUGCUUUCUAUUGCACUUGUCGCAUUCCUGCAGUAAAAUCCUAAUAACUAUCGAAACUUACAGAGAGGGUCCGAAGUUAGCUUGGAUAUUUGUUAAAAAUGAAUAAACAGGUCACUUGGUUAUUUGAUCGAAAACAAAGUAUUGCUCAUCAAUGAUACUUGCCAUUAUUGCAUUGCUAGGAAAUUUUGCAAGGUCUAUCUGACCUUUGGCAGUGCGAAUUUCCUUUUGUCUUAACUUUUGUUUCUCAGCCUUUUUCCUUUGACCUGUCUUUUUUUUCGGCAUAAUCGCUUACUGGCUUAUAACUUGCAAAUCAAAAUGCACCCAAGAAAAGCCGAAAA
Neodiprion fabricii is the source of this 1490-nucleotide messenger RNA. RefSeq names its product signal peptidase complex subunit 3 (gene Spase22-23). Gene Ontology annotation, biological process: protein targeting to ER. The transcript is spliced from 6 exons. The coding region runs from base 151 to 690 and encodes 179 amino acids. The record is from RefSeq and is a predicted model, not a curated record. Lineage: Eukaryota; Metazoa; Arthropoda; Insecta; Hymenoptera; Diprionidae. Gene Ontology annotation, cellular component: membrane; signal peptidase complex.